UAUUUCCGCCAAGAAUCUUGCCUACAUUGGACUGCGGGACGUGGACCCUGGUGAGAGGAAAAUCAUCGAAAUGCUUGGCAUUCCAGCAUUCUCAAUGCAGGAAGUUGACAGAUUUGGAAUAAAGGAAGUCGUAGAUAUGGCACUGAAAGCAGUAGACCCGACCGGUGACAAACCAAUUCACAUGAGUUUUGAUGUGGACGCUCUGGACCCCACCUUAAUUCCCAGUACGGGCACCCCCGUGCAUGGCGGGCUCUCCCUGAGGGAGGGACUAUACAUAGCAGAGGUGAUGGCCGCUACCGGCCGAUUGUCCGUAGUGGAUAUUGCGGAGGUCAACCCAAUGUUAGGUGACGCGAAAGACGUCGCCAAGACGAUAGACAUGACGCUGGAAGUGAUCCAGCGGUGUUGUGGACGGAUGCGCAGGGGGGCGUAUCCUCCGGGAUACACAGUCCCUCUCCCAGAGUCGUCGUAGUUACAGAUAACUCGUGAAGUUUUGGACGAUUCUCAUUUCACAGAACACACGUUAUAUGGCAUCAUUCUCUAGUGUUGAAUGUUUGCUUACAUGACCUCUUUGACAUUUGAUUUUGUGAAUUUAAAAAACGUUAUUUUUUUUAGAUCCUUUUUUUCUAACAGGAAGGGCAUGACAUGAGAGCAGGGCCGUGAACCGUACGUUGUAAUGGUGUCAUGGACUGUAGUUAAACACUUGUGUCUGUUUCCGUUCAGUCACUGUUAUGGUUCGUUGAUAAUUUCUGUAUUUUUGUUUGUUUGCUCAUUAUUAGUUCUCUCCACACCGGAACUGCUCACUUUUUUGACGUGUUAUCUUCAUGCAACGACUGCUGUCAUGCAUGACAUCAGGAGGGUAGAACAAUGUCAUGUAUGACAGCAAGAUGGUAGAUCGAUCAAUGUCAUGUAUGACAACACGAUGGUAGAUCGAUCAAUGUCAUGUAUGACAACAAGAUGGUAGAUCGAUCAAUGUCAUUUAUGAUCUGACGAGGGUAGGGCGAUGCCAUGUAUGAUUUGGCACGGCCGAACCGAAGUCAUGUACAAUAUGAGGAUACGCCGAUAUAAGGAGGGUAGAUGUUGUGUAGCAUGUCAUCCAUGUAGUGACCACGGCUCACCACGCCCUUGGCUGUCAUUUAUCAACAUUUAUUAUUGUAAUCUGUUAACCACUGCCUUCAGUCUUAUUCACUUAUUUAUUCACACUGUGAAUAACUGCGCGUUUAAUAUUUUGAGUUCAUUUUCGAGAUGAGUCGACCUUGAGUGCAGAUAUCUCGCUGAUGUUUAUAGAUCUGUUACUGUUUAAGUGAUGACGACACGAAAAUGAUGUAGUCCGUGAGUAAAGUGUAUACCUUCGACAGAAAUAUCCCACGUUAUACCCCAUGUUUCUGUCUCGUUUGACCUGUCUGACCCUUUACGUUACAUUUAUUGCAAAAUUUCAGACGACGGUGUAUAUCAUCCACACAAUAAAAUAUAUAACAACCCGCAUUUAAAACCUUCCAUUUUGUCGUUGAACGGUUUUUGGUGUUAUUUCAUUAACGAUAUUAUACAUAAUAAUAUAUUUUGAUACCUGUUAAGCACGGACUACAUUGUGUACGCGGAAGCUUUGAAAGGUAGCUUUAGUAUCACAGAUUCAACAUAAAUUUGAGGCCCCAGAUGGGAUAAUUUUAAACUAUGGUGAAAUUAAAUAUGUUCCGAACUAAGGAAUUGAAAAAAACAACAACGAGUUAGCUGUAACUGGGCGAUUGCCUCCAUUACGGCUAAGAUUCUAUAACAUCCCAAACUCGACUUGUGCCUCUGUUGGGAUUAUGGUAAAGAACCUUAAUCAGCCCUCGACAGAGAUACGCCAUUUUGGUUCAGUUAUAAGUUAUUUUGAAUGAAAUAAGAAAUGCCGGCUAUUUUAUAAGAAAUCAUGUCUUGAAUAGAAUAUAAUUUUCUUUAUUGUAGGUGAUAUUGAUUUACGUAGGCCGGUGAUAUUGGUUUGUGGUAGGCUAGAAAAGUGAUAUUGGUGUAAGCUACGUAAUCUACGCACACCUAGACAGGUGCUAAUGAUGUUUUUCCUAUGUAAGUUGAUAAAAUGGUAAUUAAAUCAAUAAAUAAACUGUUACUGUUGACGAA
Molecule: messenger RNA, 2112 nt
Organism: Mizuhopecten yessoensis (Yesso scallop)
Lineage: Eukaryota; Metazoa; Mollusca; Bivalvia; Pectinida; Pectinidae
Product: arginase-1-like
Exons: 4
Cellular component (GO): cytoplasm; cytosol; nucleus
Molecular function (GO): arginase activity; manganese ion binding
Source: RefSeq, a predicted model, not a curated record